CGCAGCAGCCAAUCAGCGGCUCCGCCGUCUCCCCGCCGCCUAUAGGGCCCGCUGCACGGAGCGGAAUGGUGAUACAUAGUGCGCAGCUCGCACGUGUACACGGAUCGGUGACAGCCCCUCCCCCCGCAGGUGUAGUAACGCAAGCCUCCGUGUGUUGGCUCCAUCCCGGCCGCAGCAUGCCGUCUCCCAUCCCUGUAGAGCGUUUCCUUCCCCGGGACCUGUCCCCGUCCAUAGACCUGCGCCCCUGCAGCAGCCCCCUGGAGCUGAGCCGCACCAAGCCCAGCGCCCUCCUCCCCUGCGCCUUCCCCCGGCGCCCGGCUGUGCCCCGGCUUCCCCCCCGCCUGGCCUGGUGCAGCAUUGACUGGGAGCAGGUGCGGGUGCUGGAGCCCCUCGGAUCCGGGGGCUUCGGCUCCGUGUACCGGGCCACUUACCGCGGACAGACCGUGGCGCUGAAGAAGGUGAAGCGCUGCAGCAAGAACCGACUGGCCUCCCGGCAGAGCUUCUGGGCCGAGCUGAACGCCGCCUGCCUCCGGCAUCCGCAUGUGGUGCGCGUCCUGGCGGCCAGCGCCUCCUGCCCCGGUGACCCGGACAGCCCGGGCACCAUCAUCAUGGAGUAUGCGGGCAGCUGCACCCUGCACCAGCUCAUCUACGGCCGCGGCCCCCCGCUGGACAAGGGGCGGUGUGUGCGCUAUGCCCGGCACGUCGCGGACGGACUGUCCUUCCUGCACCGGGGCGGCGUGGUGCACCUGGACCUGAAGCCGGCCAACGUGCUGCUCGCCCCGGGAGACCUGUGCAAGAUCGGGGACUUCGGCUGCUCGCACCGUCUGCGGGAUGGGGAAGACGGCGAGGAUCCGUGCUGCACCCAGCUCCGCCACGUAGGGGGCACCUACACCCACCGGGCCCCGGAGCUGCUCCGCGGGGAGCCGGUGACGGUGAAGGCGGACAUCUACUCGUAUGCGGUGACCGUGUGGCAGAUGGUGACCCGGGAGCUGCCGUACACCGGGGAUCGUCAGUGCGUGCUGUACGCCGUGGUCGCCUAUCACCUGCGCCCGGAGAUCGGACAGGUGUUCAGCUGCACCGAGGCCGGCAGGGCGCUCCGGGACAUCGUGCAGAGCUGCUGGGUGCCCCGGCCGGAGGACAGACCCAGCGCCGACCACAUCCUGCACUCACUGGGCUCCGGGGACUGCAGCUCCGCGUCCUCUGUGCAGCUGGGAGAGGAUCCAGAGCCCGGCACCUGUCACCCUGAAGCCUCCUACACCUGACAGUGCACGGGCAGUCUCUUCAAGGAACACUGCACCUCCGGGCCAUGGAGCCGCAGUCUCUCCAGGAUGAGGACAUGCUGAGUGUUGUAGUCCUCCAGGAGCCCGGACGUCUCCUGUUCUAAUGAGUGAAGCACACGGGUGACUACUGGAGGCAACAGAGCAGUGUCAUGUGACUAAUGGUGGGCACUGGUGGUGGCACCGGGCAGGCAGCACUGGGUGGUCAUAUGUGUAUGUUCUAUGUGUUUUUAUGUCUAGAACUUUCCAAGACGUUUGGUGUUUUCUCAAUAAAUGUUAUAUGGAUAAUACUGGAUGCCAUAUGCCAGCCUCUGCUGAAUGGUGAUUGGUCUAGGACAGCUGAGCAUGCUUAAAGGGGGACUCUGCUGACAGAGGGGCUGGUCAGUAUUAUGGAAAUUGUUAGUGAUUUACAGAUCCUUGCUUGUUGUCAUUGUAUGGAAAACUCCUAACAUACAACCUGUGCAGACCUGUCAACACAGCAGAGUAUUGGGAAAGAAUAUUGCAGCUGCUGUGUUUAUCUCCUAGGACAGGGUUUCCCAGUCUGUGCGCCUUCAGCUGUUGCAAAACUACAACUCCCCGCAUUGCAGCUGUCAGGCAUUGCUGGGAGUUGUAGUUUUGCAACAGAUGAGACACCCUGGUGGGGAAACAGUGUCUAGAACAGCGUAUCCUAACCUUUGGCUCUCAAGCUGUAGCAGAACUACAACUCCCAGCAUGCUCAAACAGCUUUUGGCUAUCUGGACUUGAUAGGAGUUGUUGUUUUGAUAACAGGGGAUGUCAUGAUGGGACACACAAAAAGAAGCGGGCAGCUGCUUCACUGGCAUUAACCCGAAUACACAAGGUUACAAUGCAGGUGAACCAGAUUAAAAUGAGGCAUCACUUCCUCAGAUCGGUGCCCUGUGCUAUAGAUAAAUGAAUAGUAGAAAAUAGGAACUGAGGUAGCACUGGAUC
Molecule: messenger RNA, 2225 nt
Organism: Hyla sarda
Lineage: Eukaryota; Metazoa; Chordata; Amphibia; Anura; Hylidae
Gene: MOS
Product: MOS proto-oncogene, serine/threonine kinase
Exons: 1
Coding region: 66-1262 (398 amino acids)
Biological process (GO): protein phosphorylation
Molecular function (GO): protein kinase activity; ATP binding
Source: RefSeq, a predicted model, not a curated record